Molecule: messenger RNA, 2797 nt
Organism: Zootermopsis nevadensis
Lineage: Eukaryota; Metazoa; Arthropoda; Insecta; Blattodea; Termopsidae
Gene: Arf1
Product: ADP-ribosylation factor 1
Molecular function (GO): GTPase activity; GTP binding
Source: RefSeq, a predicted model, not a curated record
CUACCAAUUGCAUCAAUUGUUGGACCCCUAUACGUGGCAUGAAGCACGAAUCCUCUUCCUCGUCAGCCAUUUUGACUUGUAGUAUUAAGUCUGAGGACGUAGUUAAUGUGUUAGUGUUUUGUGAAGAAAUCUACCUUUUUAAUCUUGAAACGUAUUCUAUUAUAUAAUAAACUGCCAACAUGGGGAAUGUGUUUGCAAAUCUCUUCAAGGGCCUAUUUGGCAAGAAAGAGAUGAGGAUAUUGAUGGUGGGUUUAGAUGCAGCAGGAAAGACUACAAUUUUAUAUAAACUGAAGUUAGGUGAAAUAGUUACUACAAUCCCAACUAUUGGGUUUAAUGUUGAAACAGUGGAGUACAAGAACAUCAGUUUUACGGUGUGGGACGUGGGCGGUCAGGAUAAAAUUCGACCGCUCUGGCGACAUUACUUCCAGAACACACAAGGCUUGAUCUUCGUAGUUGACAGCAACGACAGGGAGCGUAUUGGGGAGGCGCGGGAAGAACUCAUGAGAAUGUUAGCAGAAGAUGAACUGCGAGAUGCUGUGCUGCUUAUAUUUGCAAACAAACAGGAUCUGCCAAAUGCCAUGAAUGCAGCAGAAAUAACAGACAAGCUGGGCUUGCAUUCACUGCGAAACCGCAAUUGGUACAUCCAAGCGACGUGUGCCACCAGCGGCGACGGCUUAUACGAGGGACUCGACUGGUUGUCCAACCAGCUGAAGAAUGCCAAUCGUUAAGUCUCGCCACCACGAGUAUGAAGCAGCCAACUGCUCCGAUGCAACAGCCUUGGGAAGAAAAUUUCAGAGUUGGAGACACACAAUCACAUCGGAAAUGUUCGUUUUGAAAGUAGAUUCUAGCGGUAAAAUAAGUAUUUCUUUUUCUUUUCCUGCACAGAGUGCGAUCGGAGGUUUCGUAGAAAGUUCCUGUUAACUCGCGUUCAGGAGUUGGGAAUAUUUAUUUUAUAGCUAGAGGUCUUGAAGAUGUUCUAGCUACAUUGAUCGUGUUUGCCACGGAUCAUUAUCACAACAUCCACAUUUCCUAAAAUUUCAUGGACGUGUAUCUUAAUUUGCUGUACAAUUAUUAAAUGUUGGUAUGAGAGACCAUGUUUCAAUUUUACAACAUAUGUCUAAUUACGUGUUUUUGGUGCUUUCAUCUUAAAGCAUAGAGUUUAAGAGCCGAGCUAUGAAAAUUGUCCGUGGAUCAUAGGAAUUGUGAUACUUCUUUGUGGCAUUUGUGUUGAUGGGACAGCCUGGAAUGGGGGCCUAGUGUGUGUUUGUGUGUAUGGGAAACUGUAGACAGUAAUAUUGCCAGAUGGAGCGUGCAUGCAAAACAGUUUCAUAAUUAGUUAACUACAGUUUUUGAUUUGGUUGCAUUCUCCCCUUAAGGCAUUGGACCUGUUAACCAUUUUAAUGGGACUUGAAAUUAUGAAAGUGAGCAUCUUUGGUGUUUACUUAUGUGGGUGGUGAAGAAGGAAGUGGGAUGUGUUUGCGAGCAGAACUUGGAACAGAAAGCAAGACCAACAACAAUUUAGUCCCUCCCUUUUAAAAAGGAAUGAAGAAAAUACCAAUAUAAUGCGCUGCAUUCUACUAGCUACAUGCCUGGCAAUUUUUACAGAUCGAAGAACGGAGAAAAUUCUUGGUUUAAUCGAACGAUGACUGGAAGGUGAAUUUAUUGUAAUUCUCAUGAGCUGUGCUUGUAAGACUUUUUCGUGGGUGGAAACUGGUUAAUAAUAUAGUUAUAAUACAUCAACCAAGAUUAAUUUUCGUAUCUGUUCUCUUCUUAAUGUUUUCUGUGUCCAGUUACACGAUAUAAAUACGGAAAUACUAUAGAUAUAUCGAUGGUUGAAAGACUGAUGUCUUGGUUGCUGAAGUUCUUCAGAUGAGAUAUUUUCCAAUAGAAUUAUUGAAGGUUAGUGGGGGGGGGAUUAAUAAAGCUAUGUUGUAAAUGAAUUCCAGUUUAAUAUGUUGAAGAAAGUUCACUUGAAAAUUUAAAAUUUAGAAGAAUGUAGGUGCUGGAUUUUUUUAAAGGGUUAUAAGUUCUGGUCUCUUCUUGUGAGAUCCAAAAAUUUGGUAUCAUAGUAUAAAUACUUGGAAGAACAUGUAGAACUCCAACAACUAAAGUUGACAUUCCGCGGUUUUGUUUGGUGUUGUCAAAGAAAAUCCUGUUUUUCACUGUAUUUUGCUGCCCUUAUAUUUUAUGUGGCUGUCUUGAGAGAACUGAAAAUCCUUGGUUGCAGUUUUGAAUGAGGAAGCCUGUAAGAUGACUGACAAAUACUGAAAAAGACAAGUGUUAAUGGCGAAGGGCUUACUUUGGUGGUAUUGCAUCACAUUCACACAAUUUUGUCACUUUUAGUUGGCGCGCUCAUUCUUUGUUUUGGUGCUGCCAGGAAUUUCACCUUGACCACUGUUUGGGUUAUGUCACAGAUUAAAUCAUUACGUUUGUUUUUGUUUGUAGUUGAAAGGUAAUUCAAAUUGAUAACCUUUUUGAAGUAUGCACUCAUGUAAGCAUGUCAUACUCGUGAAUGUGCGUUCUGUUAAUGUUUGAUUGGUUUCAGUUCUAUGAUGAUGUGUCCACAGGACAUUUUCUGUGUUUUGUAACUAAAUUGGUUGUGUAGAGUUUUGCAAGUAAUUGACUGACAGUGAUGGGAAAAUAGUGCCAGCUCUGGUUUGUGAUUAUUAUUAUUAUAUUCUGGAGCCACUUCUCUUACAAUUGGACUUGUGUUUCUUCUCGCUCAUGUUCAGAAGCCAUUGGUCAAGUAUGUAUAAACAGCAGCUUUCAAAGGGUCAUAAUAAAUUAUAACAAUAUA